Messenger RNA from Entrophospora candida, 927 nucleotides. Lineage: Eukaryota; Fungi; Glomeromycota; Glomeromycetes; Entrophosporales; Entrophosporaceae. The record is from the annotation of a GenBank genome assembly.
AUGAAAUUUCAGAUUUUUAUCCAUAUCAAUGAGGCAGAACCCAGUAGUGAGUCUCUUGUACAAAAAUAUCCAAAUGUAGAUAGCCCGAAAGAUAAUUGGCUUUUACCUUCAGGAAUAUUGAUAAGAAAUAUAAUUUAUGGGCCAAAGAAUCUUCACAAAUCGCAUCCAUCACAUUUUGGAAUAAUACAUAUUGGUGUCAAUGUUCGUAAGCCUGAAUGGAUAGAGGACAAAGAUUGGAUCUAUUUGAAUUCAAGUGUUGAAUUCCCACACUUUAAAUUAUUUUCUAACACAGAAGAAUUACUAAUUUUACUUUUAAAGACUGACUCUUUAACCAAAUAUAAGAAAACCAUUUGUGAAGCAAAAUACAAAAAUGAUAUUGAUCCUGAAAUGGAAUUUAUUACAGUUGUUCUUUGGUGGUUUGGUGAAAUUUAUCUAAAAGCAAAUGCCAAUCAAAGAUUAUUGAGGCGUAAUUUAAAACCUGAAGAUGACAAACCUUUAGGUAUGAAGGUGGAUGGUUUAUUUCAUACUCCAGGAAAUAAAGGUCUUGAAAUUGGAAUGUUUGAGUUAUCAGGUGGUUACUUAACUUCAGAUAUGCCUAGAUAUAUAAAAGGUCAUGUUAAAGGUUAUUGGGGGUGUUGUGAUAUUCUCAAUGAUAUUGCAAAAAAAUACAAUCAUGGAGAUCAUAAAAUUUUGAGAAAUUUACAUAUGUGGUUCUUUCACAUACAUGGUCAAGAAGUGCAGGCAUGGGGAAUGGAUCUUCCUGUUUCAAAAGUUUACAGGAUGUUUUUAAUUGAUACAUUUUAUUUGCCAAUUAAUUGGGAUGAGCAUCAUGAAUUAGUGGAUGCGUUAAAAAUUUUAUGGAAUUUGGGGAGAGGCUUAGAUAAUUCAUUUUGGUUACUGGAAGAAUUUAAGAAAUCACAUCGAUGA